AUGACAAGCGACCCGUUCACCUACCCUUCAGAAUUAGCAAAUCGCGGGGGCGUCUGUCAGGGCCAGAUGACCUUCUAUGACGCUAUAGAUAAUUACUAUCCUUCUUCUAGUACUUACUAUACCGUGGACAUAUUACAGUCUGGAGCCUGUUGCGCCUUUGGUGCAUCCCGUACUGGGCUAUCCAACCCCGUUACGAGACUUGCCACAGGUAACUGGCCUUUUUCUGGCGCUGCGAGUACGGUCCAACCGCCCCGAGCUUUCAUCGUCCUCGCACGGUCGAUGAUAUUUGGCUCAGCCUGUCCUGCGGACAAGGGGCCACCUAUCAGUGGAGCCGCAGCUGGUGAAAUGUGUCUUGGAGAAGAGAACGAAGGGGAUGUGUCAAUAUCUCCGGCCACACUCUCUAGAGCUUCCAGUGCUGACGUAGAGGACAAGAAAGGAGGAGGCGGCAGCGGACGUGUUGGAGGAACAUUGCCAGGGUCGGGAAUAGUUGUGAUCCAACCGGCGGCAGGGAAUAGAGGCGCCACGGGCGGCGCAGGAAAAGCCUCCGUUGGACCUCAGCUCAUGAAACUCUUCGGUGUUCCAUUCGUCCUUGUGCGACACGUCAAGGCAGCCAUUCUUCCAAUCGAGAACACGACUUCGGAGGCAGGGGGCAAGCUCAAAAUCAUGGGAGCCAAUGAGGCCAUGAUCAUGGUGCAAAACGAAACAACCAGUGCCGCAAGCAUGCUUCGACCUUUGCGGCUCUUCAGCCUCGCGUUGGCUCUUACACAGCCGAUCGGAGCUGGUGCUCUUCCAGCUGAAAACGAGACUGCACACUCCGCGGAAGAGGUCACAAUCAUGGGUGGCAACAUUUAUUACCUUGACAACGCAAACCGCACGAGCAACACAGCCAGCGGACCGCGAGUGCCACGAAUCUUUAGCAUUCCGUUUGCUUUGGCACGCCAUGCCAAAGCUUCCGUGCUAAAACAUCAAAAUGGCGGGCCUUGA
Messenger RNA from Cladophialophora psammophila CBS 110553, 984 nucleotides. RefSeq lists its product as uncharacterized. The record is from RefSeq and is a predicted model, not a curated record. The coding region runs from base 1 to 984 and encodes 327 amino acids. NCBI's taxonomy places the organism in Eukaryota, Fungi, Ascomycota, Eurotiomycetes, Chaetothyriales, Herpotrichiellaceae. The transcript has a single exon.